AAGCAUAAUUGGUUUGGGGGCCCAUUUUUUGGUUAUUUCAAAUUUCAAAUAUAUUUAUUUCAAAUUUUAAACCCUCGCCAUUUUUGUGCUCACAAUCUCUUCUCUAUUCUCUCUGCUCCGAUUAACCUGAAGCUUCUCUCGCCGACGAACAAAUGGAUGGACAUGAUGCAGAUAACACAAAGCAAAGCACCGCUGAUAUGACUGUAUUUGUACAGAAUCUGCUUCAACAAAUGCAAACCAGGUUUCAGACUAUGUCUGAAUCAAUCAUCUCAAAAAUAGAUGAUAUGGGAAACCGAAUUGAUGAAUUGGAGCAGAGCAUCAAUGAUUUGAGAAUUGAAAUGGGCCAAGAAGGUUCUUCAUCACCUUCGGCCGCACUGAAGUCAAAGGAUGACACAAAAUCUGCUGAUGAUUCUGCCUAAGACGAUGCAUCCAGGUGGUUUAUGUGGUGUUUGUUACGAUUGUUUAGCUUUAAAAAAGAGUGUUAUCCUUUUCUUGGUUGUGUGCUGUGACAUCUGCUAUUGGUCAUCGAUGCGAUUAUCAAUUUAACGGUAACAGUUGCUUUGUUUUAGAUAUAAAUCAUAUGAUACAUUAAAGGGUGUGUAACAAAGGGUUAUUUUCUGAGAUUUUAGAAAUA
Solanum pennellii is the source of this 634-nucleotide messenger RNA. Its product is annotated as heat shock factor-binding protein-like. Gene Ontology annotation, cellular component: nucleus; cytosol. The record is from RefSeq and is a predicted model, not a curated record. The transcript is spliced from 5 exons. Gene Ontology annotation, biological process: cellular heat acclimation. NCBI's taxonomy places the organism in Eukaryota, Viridiplantae, Streptophyta, Magnoliopsida, Solanales, Solanaceae. Bases 153 to 419 code for a protein of 88 amino acids. Gene Ontology annotation, molecular function: transcription corepressor activity.